This is a messenger RNA of Fukomys damarensis (Damara mole-rat), 1352 nucleotides long. RefSeq names its product PBX homeobox 2 (gene Pbx2). Gene Ontology annotation, cellular component: nucleus. Gene Ontology annotation, molecular function: DNA-binding transcription factor activity, RNA polymerase II-specific; RNA polymerase II cis-regulatory region sequence-specific DNA binding. Gene Ontology annotation, biological process: animal organ morphogenesis; eye development; regulation of transcription by RNA polymerase II. NCBI's taxonomy places the organism in Eukaryota, Metazoa, Chordata, Mammalia, Rodentia, Bathyergidae. The coding region runs from base 1 to 1278 and encodes 425 amino acids. The transcript has 10 exons. The record is from RefSeq and is a predicted model, not a curated record.
AUGGUGUCUGGGUGGGGUGCGGGGGGGCGGCAGGCAGAUCCACAGGUGGGAGGGGAGCCUGGGGGCCCUGGCGAGCCUCCCGGCGGCGGAGACCCCGGUGGGGGUAGCGGGGGGGUCCCGGGAGGCCGAGGGAAGCAAGACAUCGGGGACAUUCUGCAGCAGAUAAUGACCAUCACCGACCAGAGCCUGGACGAGGCCCAGGCCAAGAAACACGCCCUAAACUGCCACCGAAUGAAGCCUGCUCUAUUUAGCGUCCUGUGUGAAAUCAAAGAGAAAACUGGCCUCAGCAUUCGGAGCUCCCAAGAGGAGGAGCCAGUGGACCCCCAGCUGAUGCGCUUGGACAACAUGCUUCUGGCAGAGGGUGUGGCCGGGCCUGAGAAGGGGGGGGGCUCGGCCGCAGCUGCUGCCGCGGCGGCAGCCUCGGGGGGUGGUGUGUCCCCUGACAACUCCAUCGAGCACUCGGACUACCGCAGCAAGCUUGCCCAGAUCCGUCACAUCUACCACUCAGAGCUGGAGAAGUACGAGCAGGCCUGUAACGAGUUCACAACCCACGUCAUGAACCUGCUGCGGGAGCAGAGCCGCACGCGGCCUGUGGCACCCAAGGAGAUGGAGCGCAUGGUGAGCAUCAUCCAUCGGAAGUUCAGCGCCAUCCAGAUGCAGCUCAAGCAGAGCACCUGUGAGGCCGUCAUGAUCCUGCGAUCCCGCUUCCUGGAUGCCAGACGAAAACGCCGCAACUUCAGCAAGCAGGCCACAGAGGUCCUGAACGAGUACUUCUACUCCCAUCUGAGUAACCCGUACCCCAGUGAGGAGGCCAAGGAGGAGCUUGCCAAGAAGUGCGGCAUAACCGUUUCUCAGGUCUCCAACUGGUUUGGCAACAAGCGGAUUCGCUAUAAGAAAAACAUUGGAAAGUUCCAAGAGGAAGCGAACAUCUAUGCUGUCAAGACUGCUGUGUCAGUCACCCAGGGGGGCCACAGCCGCACCAGCUCCCCGACACCCCCUUCCUCUGCAGGCUCUGGCGGCUCUUUCAAUCUCUCAGGAUCCGGAGACAUGUUUCUGGGGAUGCCUGGGCUCAACGGAGAUUCCUACUCUGCUUCCCAGGUGGAAUCACUGCGGCACUCCAUGGGGCCAGGCAGCUACGGGGAUAACCUCGGGGGAGGCCAGAUGUACAGCCCUCGGGAAAUGAGGGCAAAUGGUGGCUGGCAGGAGGCUGUGACCCCAUCCUCAGUGACAUCCCCAACAGAGGGACCAGGAAGUGUUCACUCCGACACCUCCAACUGAUCUCUCCCCUCAGGGCCACGGGUGGGGGCUCUCACAGGCAACUCAUGAAGAGGACGCAGGCAUCCGGAGGAAAA